This is a messenger RNA of Haliotis rufescens (red abalone), 624 nucleotides long. RefSeq names its product putative nuclease HARBI1. The transcript has 3 exons. Lineage: Eukaryota; Metazoa; Mollusca; Gastropoda; Lepetellida; Haliotidae. The record is from RefSeq and is a predicted model, not a curated record.
AUGAUAACUUUCCGUUUUUACGCAAGUGGUAGUUUCCUUCAAGUGAUUGGUGAUACGAUGGGGGUGGACAAAAGUACAGUUUCAUGUGUCAUAGUCGAUGUGACUGAUGCCUUGGUUAAAAGAAAGAACGAAUUCAUAAAAUGGCCAACACAAGAGUGCUACAUACGUCAGGUUCAAGAUGGAUUUUUCGCCCUUGGUGGUUUUCCGAGUUUCCUAGGUUGCAUUGAUGGUACGCACAUACGUAUUCAGGCACCGACCACAGACGAACCAGCUUACGUUAAUCAGAAACGAUACCACAGUAUCAACGUACAGGCAGUGUGUGACCACGAAGGUAAAUUUACGAAUGUGUGUGCUAAAUGGCCGGGAUCAACUCAUGAUAGCCACAUAUUUAGAACCUCCACUUUGUGUGAACACUUAGAGAUAUCGCACACUUCAGUAUUAGAUGGCUUUCUAUUGGGAGACAGUGGAUAUCCUUGCAGACCUUUCCUCCAAACCCCAUACACGACUCCAUAAGGCACUGCUCAGCAGAGAUGCAAUGACAGCUUGUGUGCUACAAGAGGUACAACAGAAAGAACAUUUGGUCGAUGGAAAAGACGGUUUCAUGUACUUCGUUCUGAGCCUUAA